Molecule: messenger RNA, 7248 nt
Organism: Python bivittatus (Burmese python)
Lineage: Eukaryota; Metazoa; Chordata; Lepidosauria; Squamata; Pythonidae
Product: sulfate transporter
Biological process (GO): transmembrane transport
Cellular component (GO): membrane
Source: RefSeq, a predicted model, not a curated record
UUCUGAGGUGGCGGUGGGGUCGUUCGUGUCCCGCGAAUAGAUAACCCCUUUCGACCAAAGAGUCAGCAGAGUGCAAAGGGGUGAACCCCGUGCACUCGUGUCCCCCCUUCCUUUUGAGUGUGCCCCUCCUCCAUGUUGUACGGAUUUUGGGAGUAGUUCCUGUACAAAGGACUGCUUUGAAGUCAAGACUGUGAAGUUACGUUGCCUGCCACGUUUGCUUGGAUCUCUCAUUUUUUGGAAGCUUCCUGCCUCAAAAUAGCGAGAAAUAAUUUCAUUGAUAUUGGACAAUUGAACAACUGGAUUUUGAAGAGCGCUUCAGGAGCCAUCAGAAAGGAUAGCAAGGAGGCUGAAGACAAAUUUAGCUUCAUUUUUCAAACAAGCCCUGAGGAUGGCAGAAGAAGCCAAUCAUGUCCAUCCAGUGUUUGAACUGGCAGAGGAGAAUGAGGGCAAAUGGAAUAAUCAUUCCAGGAUCUCUCUGGAACAUAUAGGAAAAAGCACAGAUAUCAAGGCUUAUGUGAUAAAGAAAGUGAAGAAAAAUUGCAGCUGUAGCCCAGCUAAAGCCAAAGAUCUGAUUUUCAGUUUUCUCCCAGUACUGACAUGGCUUCCCAAGUACAAACUGAAAGAAUAUUUCUUGGGGGAUCUUAUGUCUGGCAUAAUUGUAGGAAUUUUGCUGGUUCCGCAAUCCAUUGCUUAUUCCCUCUUGGCUGGCCAAGAACCUAUCUAUGGUCUGUACACAUCAUUUUUUGCCAGCAUAAUUUACUUUCUGUUUGGAACAUCCCAUCAUAUCUCUGUUGGCAUUUUUGGUGUACUCUGCUUGAUGGUGGGAGAAGUGGUGGACCGUGAAGUGCAGAGAGCUGGAUACGAUUUAGUACCUGAUGCUUCUAGCAGUUAUCAUUCUGAUAUGAAUGACCUCAUAAAUAACACAUUGGUGUCUUGGACUGCCAACCAGACUUCACAAAUAUUAUGUGAUAGGAGUUGCUAUGCAAUUACUGUUGGAGCAACAGUGACUUUCAUUGCUGGGGUUUAUCAGGUUGCUAUGGGCUUCUUCCAGGUGGGCUUCGUCUCUGUGUACCUCUCUGACUCCUUGCUCAGCGGAUUUGUUACCGGUGCUUCCCUCACCAUCCUUACCUCACAAGCCAAAUACCUCUUGGGCCUAAACAUUCCACGGAGUAAUGGCAUUGGUUCCCUUUUGACGACAUGGAUAAACAUAUUCAAAAACCUCCAUAAGACCAACAUCUGUGACCUCAUCACCAGUUGCUUGUGCCUUCUUGUUCUUAUCCCAACAAAAGAGCUGAAUGAGCGGUUCAAAUCAAAACUCAAGGCUCCCUUGCCCACUGAGCUCUUCGUGAUCAUAGCAGCCACACUGGCUUCUCAUUUUGGGAAGCUGAAAGAGAAAUAUGAUUCCAGUGUGGCUGGACACAUACCAACUGGAUUUCUGCCACCACAAUCACCAGAUUGGAGUCUAAUUCCCAGCGUGGCUAUGGAUGCAGUGGCCAUAGCCAUUAUUGGCUUUGCCAUCACUGUAUCUCUUUCAGAGAUGUUUGCCAAGAAACAUGGCUACACAGUUAAACCCAACCAGGAAAUGUAUGCCAUUGGUUUCUGCAACAUCAUCCCGUCUUUCUUUCAUUGUUUCACAACCAGCGCAGCCCUAGCCAAGACUUUAGUUAAAGAGUCAACAGGCUGUAGGACUCAGAUCUCUGGUGUGGUGACUGGUUUGGUCAUCUUGUUAGUUCUGCUUGUGAUUGCUCCCCUGUUCUAUUCACUCCAGAAAUGUGUGCUAGCAGUCAUAACCAUUGUCAAUCUCAGAGGAGCCUUGCGAAAAUUUGGUGACCUGCCAAGAAUGUGGCAGUUAAGCAAAAUUGACACAGUGAUCUGGUUUGUCACUAUGUUAUCUUCAGCACUAAUAAGCACUGAACUUGGUCUUCUUAUUGGGGUCUGUUUUUCAAUGAUAUGUGUCAUUCUGCGGACACAAAACCCAGAAGGACAGCUACUUGGUUUGGUACCAGAAUCUGAAAUCUAUGAACCCCUCCCUGCCUACAGUGGCCUUCAAGUUAAGGCAGGCAUCAAAAUUUUUCGCUUUGAAGCACCAAUAUACUAUGCUAACAAAGAGAACUUUAAGUCCAUGCUAUACAAAACGACUGGAGUCAAUCCUUCAUUGGAACUGGCAGCAAAGAGAAAGCUAGAAAAGCAGAAGCUUACUGAAAAAUCAGAUGGUGCUAGCAGAAAACAGGUCGAAACUUCAGUGCAACUUGUCUCUCAGCAAAUAGAAUUCCAUACGCUAGUAAUAGACUGCUGUGCAGUUCAGUUCUUGGAUACAGCAGGGAUCCAUACCCUCAAAGAAGUUCGAAAGGAUUAUGGCGAAAUUGGCAUCCAGGUGCUGCUGGCUCAGUGUAAUCUUUCUGUGAGGGACUCCUUACAGCGAGGGGAAUAUAUUAAAAAGGGAGAGAAGCAUUUUCUCUUCCAUAGUGUGCACCAAGCUGUGGAAUAUGCACUGUAUACCUAUAGGCAUAAUGGAAGCAGUUCCUCUGAAAUGUAAUGUAAGUAAAAGCUUCAUGUUUAAUGAGACCUACAAUGCUGGGCAUUGUAUAUCUCACAAAGUGGUAAAGGACUAUUCCUUUUUUUCACAUCCUGUUGAUCAUACAAGAUUAUAAACAAAUAUGUUUUUACAUUUUAUUUUGCUCUGCUGAGUAGACCACUGAGGAAAUAGUGAUGAAUGCUAUGAAUGAGGUGGUGUGGAUAACUACAUUCAUAACUUGUGCUUGGCUAGAAGAAAUACUCAGAAGUUUAGUGAGCCUCACGAAAUGGGUCCUUCUGGUUUGGAUGCCUUUAGGGCCCAAAGUUUUUAUCCCACCCUGUGCUGGGCAGGUAGUGUGGCCUUUCAGGAUACUCCUUUUUUCACAGAAGGAAAGAUUUCUGCUUCCUUAUACUCUACCCCCCCUCUCCUUCUUGCCCUCCAUUGGUACCUCUCAGGGGAAUACUUCUGAAUUAUGUGGGUGUGUCAUGGUACGCUAUUUGGGGAGGAGAGAGUAUUUCAGAAAAAUUGAAGUCCAUCUGAUUUGGGACAUUUCUCCCCACUUUAGGAAUCUCACCCCACAUGCUGAGAAAGGCCCCCAGGAUAAGCUGUUUGUGGAAUUAGGUGGCCAUAGUCAUGGAGUAGGGAAGAGAAGGUGUUUCUGUCAACAUCUCCAUUCACUUUCCUUAAGUGUGAAGACCAUGUUGUUUUAUUGAACUGACAAUUUCAACUUGAGUUUUCUUCAUAAUUCAAGACAGAGCAAUUUGGAUUCUGAUUUUUUUAUGCCUUAGUCUGUCUAAGAAAUGACUGAAAAUAUAUGUAUACCUGAGUUCUAAAAUGAACCUGAGUUUUGAAAAAGGUUUUAUUACCUGUUUUUAAAUCAAUCAUAUGCCUUUAUUGGGUUUCAAAGGCCAUAUCAUUGGAUAUUACAUAUUUUAGAGUUUUAGGUGUGUCAUUUGAAAUACACUCUAUGAAGCCACUAGAUACUUAGUCUGUUUAGAUAUUAUUUAGGAAACAGAAACAUUGACUUCUUUUAGCAAAAUGAAUGGAUGCUGGCCAGGGUAGUUAGAACAUGUAAGCUCUUCCUCUGUCUGCCCCUCAAAAAAGAUCUUCCAGUACUGGUGAAUAAUCAUUUUUCCAGAUAUAGACUUUCAUUGUACUUUUUUUCCUGUAUGUUCCCCAAAACUUUGCAGAAAUAAGACAUAUUAAUUCUUUUGAAAUUCUCACAGGAUAGAUAUAUGAAACACUAACUGAAAAUGAAAUAAAAGUUUUAUUGACACAUCUUAAAUCAGAAAUUCCUUUCCAUUACUUAUUUCAGUGCUAGAGCUUUUGUAAAGGGUAUUGAGGGUUUUUGAUUCUGGUGGAACAGGGCUUUGCUUAGAUAUAGAGAAACUUUGCAAUUUCUGCAUUGCUACUAAUAGUUUUCUUGGCACAAAAGGGAAGGGCUGUAACCAUUAUUAAAGAAUAAUUCCUUUACAGUCUCUUUUGGAAAGAAUUGAAAUCUGUCACAGAUAACAGCAAAGGUAAAAUGUCUAUUGAGUUACAGAGUUUAUUGCCAAAAUAGGAUUAUUCCCUGCUUCCCAGAAGCAUAUCGUAAUUAUCUAUGUCUGAAUAAUGGAGCUAAGAUCCACAAAAUAUAUAGAACUUUGAUAUUUAAAAAUCUGAACAAUUUUAAGCUUAUUUCAUUGACUUAGAAAGAAACUUUCAUUUUUUCUAAGUGAUCUGAAAAAAUGUUAGUGGACUUGAACAGAAGAGAUGGAUAUUCAUAAGACUAAAAGCAGUCAAAGUUUCUCCUACUCAAAGUAUUUCCAAAAAAGGAUCAGAAGGAUGCCCAUCAAUAAAGCAUGAAGGCAUUAUUUUUCUUCUGUGUUCAGUAGUAUCCUGAAGACUUCAUGAAACUAUAGCAACCAGUGGCUCUUUAUAUAUCUUUCCUCUGUGACUUUGUGUAACCCAGAGAUAGGCAGCCAAGUGCCUGGCAGCCCCACUGUACCAAGAAUUCCUCCUUGGGUAGCUGCUGGGCUCUGUGCCCCACCUGGAUAUUUUUAAAUAUUAUUUUAAUUUUAAAAUAAUUACAUGGAAUGUCUCUAGGGCAAGAGGAGAUAGAAUGCUAUAAUUUGCUGGUAAAUCCAUGUUUUGUGACUGGCUGUGCCCAUCUUAACAGCCAUUUUGUGAGAGCACCCAUAACCACCUCUCAAAAUUCCAAACAUGCCCAACAGCUGAAAAGGGUUGCCCAUAUUUAGACCGACCUCCAAAAGCCACCCUAAACUGUGGACACCAUGGUGACUUUGUAAGAGAAAUUCUGUUUGCAAGUGUACAUUUCUUUACCCAUUCCGCUUAUUGCCAGUCAAUUCUGAUGGAUAAUAUUAAAUCCUAAUGUUAUGAAUUAAGGAAGACAAAGGUAUGCCCACCUGCUAUUACGUGCAGUCUGCAAUUUACGGCUAAAUCCCUAGGGGGCACAGUUUACUAGAGAAAUAUCUGCCUGAUUUCUUCUUUUUUUUAAUGAUUAAGAAUCUUCCAUGUCUAACUUCAAAAGAUACAGUAAAUUGCAGUGGGGUUGAAUGCAUUUAUUUGUUUAUGCCUUCUGGGAGAUAAUAAUGCAUUUUCACUGUCACUCUUGUAUAAUAAAUAAUAAUUUUAGGAAGAGGGUUCUUGGCUUUUUUAAGAUUACCAUAAAAUUACUUUCAUUGUUUUAAAACCUUUGAUCUUGUGGAGUACUAUGAAACAAUAUAUUGAAGCCUUAUUAUUAAGAAGAGAAGAAUAUACAUUAUCAUAGUUACUAAAAACAACUCAUAACUGGAAAGCACACUGCACUAAAGAUACUGUAUUGAAAUUGGUGUAGUUCCCUUAAAAUGAAAAGGCCUAGACUGAUUUGGAAAGCCUGUGGUCUUCGUUGUGACCGUCCCCUCCUCUGGUCCUAUUUCCACUGCUUCAUGUUGUUUUCGGUUAGUUUGUCAAGGAAACUGAAGAUAUAUUCCCUCAGAAUUACAGGUCUUCUCGUUUUGAGUUUGCAUUAUAAAAGUCAUAGUUAAGUAGUUUCUACAGCCUUCAAGUUUAUUACAUUCUGAUGGAAGCUUUUUGUUUCACUUGGGAUUGACACCUUUUUCCUUAGAAAUAUUUUGUCCUUAGUAAAUGCACUCUAGGGAGACAGCAGACAGUGUUUAUAUAGCUAUUUUCCAGGGAAGUAGGGAUCUUUGUCAUCCAGUCAUCUUUGAAAAGAACCAUAGAUGUAAAUCCUUCUGAUGUUGCAUCCUGAGAUGAGGAAAUUGUUAGUAGCAGUCCACCAGUGAUUUCCAAAAACUAGUAUGGAAAAUAGUCUUAAGGAAUAAAGCUGUUUUCCAUGAAGGUCCUCAGGAAGCUUAGGUUUAGGAACAGAAAAAUUCAACAGAAAAUUGAUAGGUUCACGCAUUUCAUAAAGGCAUGAGGUAGGGUUUUCUGUCUUAGUAUGUGAUAUGAACCUAGCCACUGUAGCUACCUGGUAAACUCUGGUUAAUCAAAAAACAUGGCUUAGUACAAGUGACAACCUGACUUAAAUAAAAUUAAUGUGAAUGUAGAAAGCUGGAGAUACUAUUUUUAUUAUCACCCUCACUACUGCUGAACUCAAAUUACUUUGUCGUGUGCAUCCAGUGGUUUCUCUCUGUGCACUGCUGGGUCUAUGUCUCCUUGCAAGGUUGAAGUAACUAUGAUUCCUAAUUCCAAAAUCUAACUCCAGCUUCUGGGCCAAAUUAAAGAGUCUUUGCAGCCAUUGGGAUUUGCUCCUGACACCAUAGGAGGACAAUGGUAGUAAAAAGGUGGGAAUUUCAUCUGUAGGACCAACUUUUUUGAAUGAGAUUAUGCAGUCUGCUCAACAACCUGUUGUAUUUAAUGAAGUUAAAAUGAAUUUUUAAUGAGCAAGACUUUUUCCCCCCUACUGAGACCUUUUAAGAUCAAAAAGGCCUCUUACAGCCUUUGCCAUCUGGUGAGAUGGAAGUUAAUUUUAGGGAGAAUGUUUCUGUAUGGUAACAGCAAGAGAAAUUAAUAUCCAUAAAACUUCAAUUAUAAACUCAAUGUGGAAUCUUUUUCCCUCUUAGAGAUGCUGCUUAUAGCUGUUUCUGUUGCUUCUUGAAUAUCUAAUACACUAUAAAUGCUGGCAUUCAAUAAUUGAAUAUAUUUUAAAAUUAUACUUUUAAUAAGUGUCAUAGUACUAAUUUUAAUCUGCAUUUUACAAGUUUGAAACGAUAAACUUUGUAAGCAUUCCUGCUUGAAAACUUUCUCUUAAUUGCCUUGCCACUAUUUUAGUUACAUGAUGUGCCCUAAGCAACUUCGGUGUUUGCUUUUUCGCAGAAAUGCAGAAGUGUGGACCAAAAGAGGCAUGAAUGUGACUUGCAAUGAAUGUAGCUAUUAUUUUUAUCUCUCUGCCUUGCUAAUUUAUUUUUUAAUAGAUCUUUCUUUCAUUUGCAAAAAUAUUUUUGAAAGGCUGCUACAAUUUUUUUCCCCACAGGAUAUGCUCUAUAUCUUCAUUUGCAAGCAUUUUACACUGUAUUCUCCUAAUGGUAGUACAGGUAGUCCUCACUUAACAACCACAAUAGGCACCAGAAAAUUGGUUAAGGGGGGAAGUCAUUAAGCGAGUCAACACGUGACAGGACCUGAUCUUACGACCAUUUUAUGAUGGCCGCUAAGUGAAUCACUGCAGUCAUUAAAUGAAUCACAUGCUCGUUAAGCAAAUCCAGCUUCCCCAAUGGAUUUUUUUUGUCAGAAUU